This is a messenger RNA of Schistosoma guineensis, 7143 nucleotides long. NCBI's taxonomy places the organism in Eukaryota, Metazoa, Platyhelminthes, Trematoda, Strigeidida, Schistosomatidae. The record is from the annotation of a GenBank genome assembly.
ACUUUUAUAAAUGGUGCGCUACAGCGUCGUCUCAUCGUAGUUUUUUAUUUCCAGAUUCUGAUUCAUUUCUUUAGUCAUAUUUAAAAAACUACUAAAUAUGAGCCAACUCUUAAAACAGGCCAGGGAGUUAUAUAAGGCCGAAAAGUUUGAGGAGUGUUAUAAACUUACUGGGGAACUGCUAGUUAAUUCACAAGAUUAUGGGACACUCGUUAUUCAUGGAGCCUGUUGCUCUCAAAUUGGGAACGAGAAGGAAGCGAUUGAAUCAUAUUUUUCCGCUCUUUCGAUUGAUUCUACAAACAACAUGGCUUGGAUUGGUCUUUACAAUGAAACAAAGAAAAACCCGGACAAAAAUCAAAGAAUUCUCUUAAGAGUAUGCACAGUACUAGUCGGAAAAUGCUCAAAAUCAGACCCCACUGGAAAAUAUUUAGAGUACGCAAAAACGUUUGUUCAAAUCGUGGUUCAGUUUCGACUACCAUUACCCUUUGAUUUUAAUGAAUUUAAUGAUAUAUGCGAAUUUGUUCUUGAACACGAUCCAGACAAUGUAUAUGCUCUUGAAGCUACUUUUCGUUUACAAAUCGAAUAUUUCUUAUUCUAUGGAUUUCCUGAAUUUAUUGACCAGAGUUUAUGUAAUAAAUUAAAAUUCAAGAAUAUAACGCAACAGUCAAGAGUACCCUUUAUCACUUCAUCAGCUGUGUACCUCAAACGAUUAAAACAAUUUGAACAAAUGUUAGAAACAAUACAACAAUCAACCGAUGUAACUAAAACAACUCAUAUUACACUAUGUUUGAGUCAGUUGUUAUAUCGUUUAUAUACUUAUUUCAUUCCCAAUUAUUCAUCAACCAAUAAUGUGGAUGAUGAUACUACAAAUUCUAGCAAUCAGAAUAAUGAAAAAUGUUCAGAUUUAUGGAAUCUUAUUCAAAGUGAUAUUAACAAACUUGAUUUCAAUGGAGUUGUUGGAUUUGUCAACUGUUCAAAGAAUGGAAUAAUUGAUCUUCAUGCUGGACUUUUGUAUGCAUUGGCGGCGUUUAAGCUGUAUCAAUUCAAGAGUUGUAAUGAGAUCAUUACUACAUUAAUAUCUUUUAUUAAUAGAAAUCUUACACAAUUUUAUUCAGAAUCUAAAAGUCUAUCUGAACCUAUAUCGAAAUUUAUCAAUUAUGCAUCAAAUUCAAAUUUCUCUCAUCGCACAUUAUGUACACCAUUUCGUUUCAAUUUCAACGAACUUGAAGAGAAUAAUUUACCAACAAAAUAUAUUUAUUCAAUAAUUAAGUCUUGGUUACGGAUACUGAAUAUGGCGAAUAUUUGUAAUUCAGAAAUUUCUACAAAAAAUACCCAGGAAAAUAUUGAAGAGAUUUCUUGUCAAUUGGCAGAUACAAAAUUUAUCCUGUCUACUUGGAUAGAUGUUUAUCAAACUUUGUACUUGGAAUACUACCUAAUCGUUAAUAAUUUAGAAGUGGCAUUCAAUAUUCUUGAAAAGUGGAAAAUACAUCAUGGUUGCCAAAUGGAUGAGACAAUCCCAAAUAGUAUUGAUUUAUCUCCACGUUUUCGAAUAUGUCUGAUAUGGUUAAAAGUAUCUAAGCUUAUUUCUACGAAGUUGAUGAAUGAUUCCGAUAAAACAAUGUCACAGCCUAUUGUGAAUGAAUUUUUAGAUUUACUUAAAACAAAUAAUCUUACCAUUCAUUCAGCUCGUUAUCAGUAUUUGAUUGGUUAUGUAAUGAAAAUGUUUUCACAAUCUAUUACAAAUUAUCCUGAAACUAUGGGUGGUGAUCAACAAUUAAAUGCAUUUUCUGUUGGUGUUCAAUUGGAUAAGUGUUAUUAUGCGAAUUAUUUACAAAUAGGUCAUAUACACCGUGAAAUGGAGAGUUUUAAAGAGGCAUUGACGUUCUAUUCUGAAGCCUAUCGUUUGAUGCCUUGUUCGCCAGUUUGCGCUUAUUAUUAUUCAGUGGCAUUGUGUAGGCAAGAAGAAUGGGAAAAAGCUUUGGAUGUGUAUUCAUUUAUUGAUCAUAUUGAUUUCACAAAAGAUAUGUGGCUUAAUUAUGGCUUAAUUAAUUUACGUUUGGGUCGAAUAAACGACUGUUUACCUGCAUUACAACGUGUUGUUUUAGCUAAAAAUGACGCAUUAUAUUGGGAAAUUCUCGGUGAAGCUUACUUAUUUCGUAGAAGUUAUGAAACAGCGGUAAAAGCUUUCAAUCGUGCCUUAGACCUAGAACCGAAUCGACCAUUUACACUAGUUCUAUGUGGAAGAGCUUAUCGUCAUAUGAAUGAUAUUUACUCCUCACUUUGUUGUUUUAAUAAUGCACUAAAAAUGAUUGAAAAUAAUUACAUGAUUGAUCGAUUAUACAGAAAAUUCUAUGUCUUGAUUAUGAAAGAAUUAGUUGAAAUUCAUAUGUUCAAAUGUCAGUCUGGCAUGUAUCAAGGAUUUACUGGUCAAGCGUUGAACGAUUUACAGCAUACUUUAACCUUGUUAAAUAAGUUAUUGAAUUAUUUUGUCGGUUCUAAAGUUGUACCAUUCUGGUUUUUCCGAUAUACAGGUGAUAUUCUUAGCCUAUUGUCUAUGAUUGAUGAUCCUGAACUAUUAAUCGAUGUUCCGACACGUUUAGUUUCUUUAAUGAAUGGUGCUCAGUGUCUAACUGAAUCGAAAGAGCCUACGGAAACGAUUAAAGUCAAUAUCGUCACAUGCCUCCACCUUGGUGGGAUUUAUUUAGCUUGUGCUCUUCGUACAUCUAUCAGUUCAGUUCGGUAUCCAUCACAUUCAUUAGAUCCAAAUGUACUCUCUACCAAUAAGGAUACUGAAUCGAGUACCAAUACUACUACUACUACGGCAACUAAUACAACGGAUCCAUUGAAGUUAUUAUUAAUAAGUUCUAUAUUAGUUAGUUUAGGUAUUAAUCAACUUAAUCAAGGUUAUUAUAUACAACGUAAUAAUAUUUCACAGGAAUCAUUAAUGACAACAAAUCAAUUGGAUCAUAUUAAUAAACCAUUCAAUUUCAUUAUAAUACCAAAUGAAUUAUUUUAUUUAUCUGAAUCAACUUUAAAAAAUGCAUUACAAUUAUUAGAGAAUUUAUCGAAUAUCUAUGAUGAAUUAUUAGAAGAAAUAAUAAAAGAGAAAAGUUUACUUGAACCAGGUACAAUAACAACUGAUGAUGAAAUUGAGGAACAAGAUAUACGUGAUCGUAUUGCUUUAAUUAAAAAACUUCAAUCACGUGCAUGGGCUGCAUUAGCUGGUGUUUAUUCAACAAGUGAUGAAAACUUGGAUUCAGAAAUCACCUAUUGUCUUUGUCAAGCAUUACUUUAUAAUCCUGAUAAUACCACCGUCAUGGUUAAUUUGGCAAUGCAACAAAUGAAACAGGGUCAAACUGAACUUGCAGUUAAUUUGGUAGAACAAGCUAAAGCGAUUGAUCCAGAUAAUUUUAGAGUUUGGCUUGUUUCAGCUCAAUUGACUGCUGUCAUGUCUGGUACUCCGUCGAUUGGUCCUGGUUUAUUAGUCAAUACGGAAGUAUUGAGUCAUUUGAUACAUGCUGCGUAUACAGGUUCAAAUUAUCAAGUAGCUUCACAGCUUACAUUGCAUCUGAUGCCUAUAAUUAUUGAAUACGCUGGAUGUAAUUUCCUUUGUGAUCCAUCAGCGUCAUCUUGUCCAUCAAAAAGUAUGUCAGAAUUAAUUCAAGUUUUCGAUAAACGAGCACAUUUACGCCUAUCUAUCAAUGUGGCUAUAGAAUGCUUGAAUCGGGCUAUCGCUUUCCAGCCUAAUAAUAUACGAUUAUGGCAUAAUCGGGGUAUAUUACUCCAAUUAGUGGGAUAUUCUGUGCCCGCGAAACAUUGUCUUCAAAAAGCUGUUAUGUUAUUGAAUAAACAAAAUCAGUUAUCAUAUCGUGAUAAUCCAAAUGAAUUGGCAUUUUUCAGUCUUGUAUUAUCUCAUUAUUUUCUUAUUACAUAUAUUUGGUGAGUGCAAUAUUUGUUGCUGUUAUUUUCAUCAGUUGAUUCGAAAUUUACUAAGUAUUUUGCUCUAUGUUUGUGUCUUUCUUAUGUAUACAUAACGAAAUUUCAAUCUAAACAAAGUGAUUAUUCAGUCACAGCUAAUAUCCAUCGUUAACUACCACAUUCAUUGACGUGUAAUGUAAAAGUCAGUCGUAAGAAAGCUAGAGGUGGUCGAAUUGAAGAGACACAACAUUAGUCCGUAUAGUCGUUGACUAUUAGUCUGAGUCAUGUUGUUAGUUGUAAAUUAUCUGAUUUGAGUGAUAAUCAUGAUCAUUAGUCGGAGAUGUUAGACGGACGGCAUAGUUCGAAAGUGAUCAUAACGAUAAAGAUGCACUCACUCUCCGUCUUACUCUAUGUACGCUAAGUGAUAGUAUUUCUUCAUACAUACCUUUACAUUGCUUUUUCUCGAACUUGAUUUUCACUGUCUAGUCCUUUUCAGUAUCUCAUUUCUAUUACAAUUAUUUACAUUCCCUUUUUAUUCAUCUGAUGUGUAUUGAUAAUUUGGUCUAUUGUACAUUUGUACUCAGACUCUAUGUUGAUUAUGAUUGAAAAUAAGGUCUUAGCAUUCCUACAAACUGAAAACCGAUUGAUCUAUUAAGAAAACUGGUGUAAUGUGAAAUACUUGUUUAGAAUACAGCAUAAAUAAAAUGUUUCAUAUUACUUACUAUCUUUCAAGAUAUAAAGUUCGAGAAUGAUAAUACAGGUCAAAAUAAAUAAAAAAGUUGUUCUAUGCUAACGAAGAAUAAAUGAAUGGUAACUGCUAGGGAUUAUCUAUAGAUUAUUAUUCAACCAUUUUUAUCGGAUAGUUAUUAAGUAACUAGAUUGUAUAUAUAUAUUCGUAUUCCUUUUAUCUUAAGCUUUCAUUUGACCUAUUGACUAUUAUUAUACGAUUUAAUAUUCUUAAGUUAUUCCCGAUUUAUUAGUUAUGGUAUUUUAUACUCACAACCACUUUUGACUCGAUUUUGUACAAACAUUAUUUUGCAUUUCAUGGUAUGUUGUGGUCUGGUCUAUUUGUACAUAAACUGAGUAUGUCUGAAAUACUUGGUUCAUACAGUGGAAGCUGAGAUUGUGUUCUGGACACAACGGGCAGAGCAAAGUAAGAGGAACUAAUAAGGACUGAGAGUUGACUUUAGAUUGUUCGUGUUGGUUAAUGCGUUAUUGGUUUAUCAAAGGUUUAAAGCCGUAUAUGUCGGUGUUCUGAUUGGCAAUUUAUUUAUGUGAUAUAUUGACAUGCCAUAAGAACAUAACCGAAAUAUUCAAUGUAAUCAAAUGUAAAUUGAAUUAUGAAAAUAAUUGAGGAAAUAGAAGAUAGAUACUUGUUUCAAUGAGAUUAUAGUUUAUGAACAACCUUUAAGCGAUGUUCAAGUUGAUCUUGAGAAAGUUCACCUGCUUACAAAGAUCAAAAGAUGGUUAUAAAUUAGUAUGAGGAAUUAGGAUUAAGAUUAGUGAUUAAAUUAAGGAUCUUUAUUACGAACUGACAUUCACUAUAAUGCCAAAAUGCUAUUGAACUAUAUGGAUAAAUUAAUUUCACACCAAAAUCCAAGACACUUGCUAUCUUUAAUCUUAUUGGUCCGUUCAUAAAUUUAUAAAAUCUCGCUCUUGUUUCUUUUCAACAUUCAAAGUUUACUUCUUUUAGAAAUCCAAAAGUUGAGCAUUAUGAAAGCAAAUAGUGACGUUUUAACAUUUAAGUAUAAUCGAAUUGGAAAUAAAACAUCAGUCUCCACCACAUAUUCUGAGUGAACCAGUCAGUUUAUAUAUUUAUUUAUUUAUCUCACAUUGUAGUAGUUUCCCUGAGUACUGCGUGUAAUAACACUUCUAUUUUACCAAUACAAAAAAAUGUUUGAGUAUUGAUAUAUAUAUAUAGUUUUGGGGGGUUUUAUUUUCAUUUUCUUGAGGGAGUUUUCAUAUUCUAAUCUAAUGAGUGUCUUUUUAAAAAGUUUGUCUCGUAAUUUUUCAUAUGUAAUUUUUUUUGAAAGAUUACCACAUUUUUAUGAUGUUUUUACUACUUAUUUCUUUUAAGUAGCUGAAAUUUAUUUACACUAACUUUCAUUUUUUUGUCGAUAAAACAACAAGUACGUUUCUAUGUUUUUAUUUUAUUUGAACACAUAAAUAUCGGUUAAAAGGGGUACCGAAUACAUUCACCUGAUUUAUGAGUGGGCUGUGUCACUACCCGAGUGUCCAGACCAAAGCAGGUGGUUUUCUAAGGGGGCCAUACCCGAAACCUUCGACCAAAAAGUCUGAUCCACAAGACAGUUGAGUAACUUAAGGAGAUGCAAUCCCAUGGUAGCUGGUGACCGAUAAUUGAUUCAUACACCAUUUUUUCCUUCAGGAUCCCGGAGCCCAUGUACACCACUGGUUUGAAAUCAGUGUUUUCCAAAUCCCCUAGUUGGAUCCUCCAUAUAGUUUUGAUUAUUGUUUGUAAUGUUGUGCACAUAUUACCAAUAAAUAUUGAUCAAAAUUCAAUGUUGAAUAUCAACACUGAGGUAAUUUAAACUUUUAUCAAAUAUGAUAGAAAUAUUACAUAUAGUAAACACAUUAGAGAUUAUUUAGACUUCAAUAUUUUAAGGAAUAACACGUUGCGGGUCGUUUCAAGCGAAAAGUACACGGUUCUCAAGUUUCAAUAUUAAACAUCAGUACACUGGAAUGUAGGUACAUUCGGUUGAUUGACUUUAUGUUAGGAUAAAACGCACAUUCUAGAUUCUAUUGUUUAGUCAUAAUCUGUCUAUUUUGUAGAAUUAAACAUACUUUUUGUUUAAUUUUAGUGGAUCACCUGAUUGGAAAAUUGCUGAUCAACUUCUUAAUUUAACUAAAAAUCCAAAUUCUACAUUUUGUCAUAGUUUAGCUGAGGCAUGCGCUAAAGGCAUCAUAUUUACAAUGCAUCCAGAUAAUCCACCACAAGAAAAUUUAUCACUAAUAUGUUUAACUGAAGAAAUUCAACGUCUUGUUAAUCAAGGAUCAUUAGUUACUAAAUCUGCAUUACAAUUUCAACCAAAUGCUGGUUUCUUAUUAUUAUUAGUUAUAAAAUUAAUCAAUUGUCCAUAUUUUGGUCCAAUACAAGAAAUUCAAAAAUUACACACUUAUUUAACCGGGAUUAUGAAACAGACCCAAUUAUCCAUAUCAUCAUCAUUAUUAUCGUCUUCUUGUUCAGCAACUGAUCAAUAUUAUAAUAUU